AGGACAAGUUGAGAGGCUUCAUUAACCUGUGGAGUUCAGAGAGAGAGAGACAUGGUGGCAAAGCAGUGACCUUUACUUCCAUGAGAGGAAACUGAGUUUAGAUUGAAAAGUGUUUUUGUUUUAAUGUGCACUGUAGCAGUAAUCUGCCUGUGAAAUCAUGUUUUAUUCAUUAUUGUUUGAAAUCAAUUCCUCAGAGUGAAAUUUCAACUUUUGAAUUGCAUUUGAAUGGUUAAUUUUAAAGGAGCAUUGCAUUCAAAAUCCACAUUUAGAUUCUCUGGAGUGUUUCUCUUGCUGUGACCUAACACCUGAGCUGCAGGAGUAACUCUGUGUUUUGCAACAUCUCACUUCUCUUUGCUCACGGAAGCUGAUUAGAUUAAAGAACCAGCAGCUCAGUCACCUUUGUCUUCUGGCUGCUCAGCUCUUCCUCUGCCCGGCUGCUGAGGAAUCCAGGCUUAUGGCCGAAAGUGCCAUAUGUGCCAAGAGGAGCCCGUUCCAGUACUCGCUGUGUGCCGCCACCUCGCCGGCGGCCAAGCAGCAGGAGGAGACGCUCACGUAUCUCAACCAAGGUCAGUCCUACGAAAUCCGUAUGCUUAACAGAAAACUAGUGGAGUAUACAGAUAUAAGCAGCAAAUAUGUAAAGAGCAUUGUGCGCGUGGUGUUCCAUGACCGGAGGCUGCAGUACAUGGAGCACCAGCAGCUGGAGGGCUGGAGGUGGAACCGGCCCGGAGACCGGAUCCUGGAUCUAGAUAUCCCUCUGUCCGUGGGGAUCGUGGAGCCUCGGUCUCACGCUCUGCACCUCAACACCAUCGAGUUCCUCUGGGAUCCUGUGAAGAACGCCUCCGUGUUCAUCCAGGUCAACUGCAUCAGCACCGAGUUCACGCCCAGGAAGCAUGGGGGGGAGAAGGGCGUUCCCUUCCGCAUCCAGGUGGACACGUUCACCACCAACGAGCAAGGGGAGUACAUGGAGCCCGUCCACUCGUCCAGCUGUCAGAUCAAAGUCUUCAAGCCCAAAGGAGCCGAUCGCAAACUGAAGACGGACAAGGAGAAGAUCGAGAAGAAGACGCUUCAGGACAGAGACAAGUACCAGGCGUCCCACGAGACCACCGUGCUGAAAGAGUGCUCCCCUUGGCCCGACGCCCUGAACCUCACCACCAACAGCAGCUGCAGCACCCCCUCCCCUGUCUACCACAGCUCCCCCACCUCCUGCAGCAUGCCAGACGGCAACUGUUCUCCAAACCAGCAGGGGGAGCUGCUCCUGUCCAGCUGCUCUGAUCACCUCCUGCCCUCGUCCUCGCCUCAGGACACUCAGGACUGGCUGCAACGGCACCGGUUCUCCUCGUUCUCCAGGCUCUUCACCAGCUUCCUAGGUGCAGAUCUUCUGAGUCUGAGCCGGGAGGACCUGAUCCAGAUCUGUGGUCCAGCGGAUGGGAUCCGCCUCUUCAACACCAUGAAGGGAAGGUGCAUCCAGCCACGCCUCACCAUCUACGUGUGCCAGCAGCAGGCCCGGAACCAGCCGGCCAUCAAGCCCGUGGGCGGAGACAUCUACCACGCUCUGUACCUGGAGGAGCUGACCCUGCUGGACCUGUCUGAGAAGGUGGCUCUGCUCUACAGCAUCACUCCUCAGCAGAUCACUCACAUCUACAGGCAGAAGCCCACGGGGAUCCACAUCCUGGUCUCUGACGAGAUGGUUCAGAACUUCGGGGAGGAGACGAGCUUCGUCAUCAGCACUAUAAGAGAUGAAAACACCGACGGCUUCCACAUUGUGCUGAAAUGACCAGCAGGGGGCGCAGUGGGAGGUUCCAUCCCAGCGAUUGUACAGAUUGUAAAUAAAUCCUUCUAGAAUAAAAGAUCAUAUAUUUACAGUAAAGUAAAACAAGCUGUGAAGCCCGUAGUUUACUGUUGAUUGUGUGUUUCUAUCUUUAAUUUCCUUGUUUUAUUUGUACAUUUGUCAAGUUACUGAUUCAUGUUUAAUAUGCUUGUAAUUCAUGGUGAAGCGUGUUGCUCACAUUCUAUAAACAUCUAUUAAUGCAAGGGAAUAACUUUCAUGAAAUAAAGUAAGUGUCACACGUCAUCAUGCAGACAAAUCAAAAGGACAAAUGAACAAAGGUGUUUUCUGCUGUUGUAGUGGGAGCUCUGGUCUCCCAGUGUCCCGGCUCUACUGGGAUCUGCUGGUUCUCAUAUUCAUAAAUAAAGUAUUUUGCACUGUU
Molecule: messenger RNA, 2207 nt
Organism: Limanda limanda (common dab)
Lineage: Eukaryota; Metazoa; Chordata; Actinopteri; Pleuronectiformes; Pleuronectidae
Gene: tfcp2l1
Product: transcription factor CP2-like 1
Exons: 15
Coding region: 455-1774 (439 amino acids)
Biological process (GO): regulation of transcription by RNA polymerase II
Cellular component (GO): nucleus
Molecular function (GO): RNA polymerase II cis-regulatory region sequence-specific DNA binding; DNA-binding transcription activator activity, RNA polymerase II-specific
Source: RefSeq, a predicted model, not a curated record